Messenger RNA from Calidris pugnax (ruff), 4268 nucleotides. Its product is annotated as schlafen family member 13-like. NCBI's taxonomy places the organism in Eukaryota, Metazoa, Chordata, Aves, Charadriiformes, Scolopacidae. The transcript has 6 exons. The record is from RefSeq and is a predicted model, not a curated record. Bases 308 to 3052 code for a protein of 914 amino acids.
AGAAAACGGAACUGGCAGAGAAGAACUGAAACCAGCAACAAAGUAUGUUUCGUUUCUGUUAAGUAUUAUUAGGAGGAGGGGCCAGUGGAAGAAACAGCUGUACCAUAAAUCGAAGCUACGAGGAGCAGAGCGACUUUCCUCAGCAGAGCUAACCCAGAGGAGAGGCAGACAAGGCAGAAAACUUAUCUCCUAUAUCCGAUCUGGAUAAGCACGUGGGAGCCCUGCAGCUCUUGGACGUAAUAUUUGGUCACGCGGAAGGCACAUCUGUGCUAGUGGAAAUAAGCUGCGCUUCUGUCACAGGCUCAGAAUGGCUUUUGAAGAGGAUCAACAACUGCAGAAAGUCUGGGUUAAUUUAGAAACCGAGUAUCCUGAAGUAGUUUUGUGUGUUGGAAAAAUAUGUUUUGGUGAAAAGGCAAGAAAAAAGAUGCCAAAAGAUUCAAAACAAGAUCAAAAAUACACCCUUGCCCGUGCUGUGUGUGCCGUGCUGAACUCUGGAGGAGGUAUCGUAAAAGCAGAGAUUGAAAAUGAAAGCUACAACUUAGAGAGAGAUCAGAUCGGACUAGAUUUAGAAGAGACUUUUCGGUCUCUUGUUUUGUUUCCAGACUGGAGAAAAUACCUGGACUUUGAACAGCGAGAUAAUUACAUUUUGAUUUUUAUUAAAACCUGGAGUAAUGAAAACCCAUCCUUAAGCUCUGCAAACCCACGUCUGUGCAGCCUGAGCACUGGGUUACAUGCAAAAUGUGGUGCUUUUCUUUCUCACAUGAAUCCUACUGAAGCUUUUUCGUUCCUUAAAGAAAAGCAAGAUGAAGUCAGGAGAGAGCUUAGCCCAGGACCGCGUGCUAAAAAAAGGAUAACAAGGGCUGUUGAAGGAGACAUGGAUAACACUGUUGCGGAGUUGUUUGGUAGGGACCAACUACAACAUGGGGAGACAUUGACUUUCACUGAGUCAGGAAAUGUGGAAUUUAAGCACUAUCCAACUGAAAAAAAAUUGACUCGUGUCGAAAAGAUAUUAUCUCAGUACAUCCCUGGAUUUGCAAACACAACCGGCGGGUAUUUGUGGAUCGGCGUGGAUGAUCACGGCAGGGUGCAGGGAUUCAGCAGUGACGAUGAGGAACUUGAAAGAUUAAGUCACAUAAUCAAUUCCGUUCAAAGCAAAUUAACCCUUUUCCAUUUUUGCGGGAGCGGACGUACACACAACAUAAGCUACGAACACAAAAUCUUCAAAGUUUACGACGAGGCUGGAGAUCACUGCGGCUACGUCUGCGCUGUGAAGAUUCAGCCAUUUACUUGUGUCGUGUUUUCUGAAGACCCGGACUCGUGGCUGGUGGAAGGCAGCAUCGUGAGGAGACUGAAAGCGCAUGAGUGGGCUGCGUGGAUGACUGCUGCUGAUCCAGAUCUUUCACAGUUUUCUGAGACCUUUACGCUAGAGCUCAGUCUGGAAAAUGGGCCCCCUCUUGCCAAGCCAGUUUAUUCACACCAGGGCCUCGACAAUGUUGAUGACCUUUGCAUGCAGCUGUUUCCAGUGAAAUCCUACAGAAUAAUAUAUACUCCGGAAAAACUCAGCAAAGACCUCUUCCAAGAGCAUCCCAGGUUGGAUAUUUUAAUAGAAAAUCAAUUGAAGCAGCUUUCUGAGGGAGUUCUGAUAUUUUCCAGAAGCUGGGCUGUUGAAGUUGACUUGCCAGAAAAGCACGACAUAAUUUGUGAUGUUCUCCUAAUAGCCAAGGACAGGCCACCCAUCCUCUAUACAGUCUGUGAGCAUCACAUCUCACGGGAUUUGUUUGAAUACUCAAGACGCAUAGCCUGGAGGCUGAAGGAAAAAUUAGUCAACACUGGGGGCUAUAUUCACAAAUUGUGUGUAAUACCAAAGCUGCUGAUUUUGCCUCCCAAAAUUAACUGUGGAAAAGAAUGGGAUCUGAAUAUUCAAGAAAUGUAUCCCCAAAACUACGGCCUAAUCAAGAGGAACAACUUCAGGGCCCUCUUACAUGCUCUCACAGUAGUUCUGCUGAGUUUCAAGUCCUUUUUAAGUGACCGUAUUGGUUCUGAGUUUUUGAACCUCUUGACCAUCAAACAAUACCAGCUGCUGUCAGAAAAUCUUCACAAAACUAAGAAGCUGUACAUUUAUGGACUCCCAGGAACAGGAAAAACUGUAAUGGCCCUGAAGAUCAUAGAGAAAAUAAGAAGUAUGCUGCAGUGCAAACAAGAGGAAGUUCUUUAUGUAUGCGAGAACAAGCCUCUGAGAGAUUUUGUCUCGAAGAAGAACAUUUGCCAGGCUGUGACAAGAGUAUCCUUUUUGAAGAGAAAGUUUGAUUACGUGAAGCACAUAAUAAUUGACGAAGCACAGAAUUUCCAAGAUGGAGAAGGUGAUUGGUACAAGAAAGCCUUGGCUCUAACUUCAUCACCAAAUCUCCCUGAGCCUGGCUUUUUCUGGAUUUUCUUGGACUACUUACAGACAAGUCACUGCUUCCCAACUGGUCUUCCAGAAGCAAAAUGGCAUGAUCCCAUCGAGUCACUAACCAAAGUGGUUCGUAAUGCUAAAGAUAUCUAUAGCUAUCUAAAACAAAAAAUGCAAACAGUUGUAGAACGCUCUACCCUAAAUAUUCCCAAAGAACGUUUGGCAGAGUUAUUACACAGAACCACAUGCACUCAUGCUGUGAAAGGCCAUAUUGAAAUAGUAACAAAACUUAGAGACAGAGAUGAAAUAGCAAAGUACGUGGCAAAACAUUGUCAUAUGUAUCUUACAAAGGGUUACUCUGAGAAAGAUAUUGCUAUUCUGUGCUACAGAGAUGAAGAAGUAAAAGCAUACAGUGGAAUACUAGCAUCAGAAAUGAAGAAGUCAAAGUCAAGGUCAAGUAUAUCAUUAAAAAACACAGAGGAAGGACUAGAAGAGAAAGCUAUUCUUGACAGCGUCCGUCGUUUCUCCGGCUUAGAAAGAAGCAUUGUGUUUGGAAUUAUUCCUCAAUCCUUUCCAUUUCAGGAAAAAAUUUUAGGCAAUAUAUUCGUCUGUGUAGCAUCCAGAGCUAAUUUAAAUCUACACUUGUUAAUUGAUAACUGAGAAUAGGUAACCAUGUAGGAUCCCAACAAGGCCCUGAUAGGUUGACGAUUAUGUAUAUUUGAAAUUUUUUUUACUCUGUAUCUGAAGUAGAACGAUUUCCUUCAUAACGGUCCUCUCUAAAAGCCCAGACAUUCUUGGGAAGCUUCUAUAGUCUGUUUAAAAUCAAAUGUAAGGUUUCAGUAAUGCAGAGAGAAGAGAUACUUUGAAUGUCAGCAGAAUGACAUCAUUCCCCAAAGGGUCCUUACAAGGACUUGCUAAACCUGACGCUCAGCCUUUGACCGCAGGCAGGUGAGUUGCCAAGUCAAAGCCACUGUGCCAAGACAGGAGGUGGGAAGACUUUCUGGCUUUCACCAGCUCACUCCCACUCUCGUAUACUGCUCAGAAACAAAUAGCAUAGGCAUCCAGCAUCAGAAGCCAUUUUUUAAAAGACAGCCUCUAUUCAGGUAUCUAGGAAAGUGAAAAUGAGGCCUUCUGUCCAUGUUUUAGCUAAGAAGUACAAAGAAAUGGCUUUUACAGGAGCUUCCUCACUCAAUUUCAGCAAGUCAGUAUGGAUUGGAACCCAGUUGCUUCAGUGAGGAGCACCAGUGAGAGAAGGAAAACUUUGCAUAACCACCCUUAGAUACCAAUGGCCCUUUUUGUCUUGGUUUCAGAUAUGCUGGUUAGAUAAAACCCUCUGUAGAGAGUUAGACGCAAAGUACUUUUGAAAAACGGAUCCAAAAUUCCUAAAACUGAGUGUCUGAAGUUGAAGAUGGGUUGAAAACAAACCAUAUUGUUUUCCCCCACAGAAUGACCUGUGGUUUGUUUGAUUUGGAAGAACAGUUUGAUACCCUCCUGGUGCAAUUAUAAAGCACCAGUGAUUUAACUGAACACGGUUACAGUAAGGAGAAGACGUUGUACCCAGCUGCAAUCCCCCUCUAAGUAAGUUUACCUUAUAGCUUAAAACUUCUUGCUUUUCUAACUUCAGGAAGCUUGAGGCACUUUUCACAUCUUUUUUUUUUUUUGUUAGCCAAUAUACAAGAUUAUGCACUUGGUUCCUUUCAUAACCCCAAACCUCAAUGCUUAACCAUGCCGUGCCUAUCAUGUGAGAAUCACUGGCUUUUAGUACCAAUCAGAAAUAUUUUAACGCGCUUGAAUUAACAUUUAAAUAAUUGCUGAGUAAGAUUAUAUUUACUAUAUGCUUGGAUUUCAUUUCCCCUAAUUCUGUGAUUUUUUUGUG